Molecule: messenger RNA, 1269 nt
Organism: Phytophthora infestans T30-4
Lineage: Eukaryota; Oomycota; Peronosporomycetes; Peronosporales; Peronosporaceae
Product: kinesin-like protein
Exons: 5
Coding region: 1-1269 (422 amino acids)
Biological process (GO): microtubule-based movement
Molecular function (GO): microtubule motor activity; microtubule binding; ATP binding
Source: RefSeq, a predicted model, not a curated record
AUGCAGGGGACGCAGAGCGAUAGGGGGCUGUACUACAGAGCAGCCGAGCUCAUCUACUCCUCGAUAAUGCAACAGCAACAUGUUUACGACUUCCAAGUGAGUGUACAGAUCGUGGAGAUCUACAACGAAGAGAUCUUUGAUCUACUGGCUCAACCCAGCGUCAAUUCAGGCUCGCCGACGAACGCCAGUAUGGGCUGCCAUGUCGGCGCCACAAGCAUGUGUGGCAACCAGCAGAGCAGCUCGUCGUCUACACUGGAGAUCCGACAUGGCGAGAAUGGCGUUUACUUGAAGAAUGUGGAGACAGUUCAUGCGCCAAGUGCCAAGGAAUUUCACGAGGUUAUUGCUCGAACCAAGACGAAGAAGAACGACCGCAGCAACAGGUCGCAUACCGUUGUGACGAUUGAGAUUCAACGUAUCAGCAAGGUUAAUGGAGAUGCAGAAACAGGCAGACUAGUUCUCGUGGACUUGGCAGGAUCGGAACGACUCUCGAAGACGGCGGAGACGCCUCCACUUUCCGUUCGGGAAUCGCAGCACAUUAACAAGUCGCUGGCAGCUGUGGGCGACGUUUUAUCCGCGUUGUUGGCGAAGGAGAAGCAUAUCCCGUUCCGCAACUCCAAGCUCACGCACUUGCUUCAGGAUUCGCUGAGUGGCAACGCCAACCGUACGCUUUUACUUGUACACGUGAGCCCCAGAAGUGCAGACGUGAAUGAGACCAUCAAUUCUCUCAAGUUUGCGUCGCGUGUGAGUCAUAUUCAGAUGGGCAAGUCGCGUCGUACCGAGCGUGCGGAGAUCACGAGACUGAGCGGAGUGGUAAGGCUAGUCUGUCGUGUUGCCAACCAGGUUUCUCAAAUUCAAGCUUUGCAAGAAAAACUGACAGCGGAGCUAGAGCUGCGCAAGAAGUACGAGAGGAGGCUCGAGGAGUACCGUCAGGAGGAGCAUCGCCGCAGGACCAAGGGAGACGAGGCCAGGAGAGUUUUGCAGCAGAUGAGGACCCCUUCCCCGCCAGAAUUACCACCCCCAAUCUCUUCGCGAAGGUGGAGUUUGUUCGCUCGAAAGGAGAAGCUUGCCAAUGCCCAGGGACGAAAUGGCAUUGAAAACGUCGCGGAGAAUAUUCUACGUGGCAACGAGUCUUCGCCUGAGACUGCAGAGAUCAGAACGACGAUCAAUGGCAAACCGAGUGGAAUUUCCCCCCCGACGAACUUCUCAAGACGACUCAGUUUGAAGAGAUCGUCCGCUUCCGAAAAAGUGCACAGGUACGGAAUGCCUUGA